This is a messenger RNA of Momordica charantia (bitter melon), 516 nucleotides long. RefSeq lists its product as uncharacterized. The record is from RefSeq and is a predicted model, not a curated record. Lineage: Eukaryota; Viridiplantae; Streptophyta; Magnoliopsida; Cucurbitales; Cucurbitaceae.
AUGGACCAUGGUGGGAAAAGUAAGAUCUCACUCGAAGACUACCUCGAUUUCUUCUCCUCUAACAACCAGCUUCUCCUCACCGUCAACUAUCUUACUCAGAUCAUUAAGAUGCACGGCUACAGGAAAAUCAAUGCUCAGAAGAGUGUAUUGAGGGAGGCCGUAAGCGCAAUUGAUCUGAUCAAUCCCUCUCGUUCCACGCUCGAAGAGAGCGUCUCAUCCUCCGCGUCCAUUCCGCUUGAGGACGUAAUUUCGGACCUCAAAGACCUCGAUUGGCUAGAAUGCUGUGCCACGUCGGUUGUUACAUUCAGUUCGCGGAGCCAGAAUAGCUCCAGUCCGAGUCCGGAUCACCAGGAGCCGACUUGUGCCUCAAAGAAGCCGGAAAGAAAACUCCGACGAUUGGUAGAACGUCUUGAUCAAACGGAGGCCGCCAAUGAUGGAGUUUCCUCGUCUUGUGCCUCAAAGGACCUGGAAAGGAAAUUAGGGCCACAGAGUAAGAGAAAGAAAACAGCAGCUUAA